CAAAUUAGGGAAUGUGCAACUGUUAUUUUUAUCUCCAUUUUUGUAUCAGAAUAAUGCCUAAUUUAUAGGAUAUUAUACAGUAGCUCGGUUCAAUUUCAGAAGGAAACCGAUCUCUAAAGUGGGCUAAGCUAGAGUAAUAGGUUAUAACUACUCAACGUUACCGUUAUCGUGUUUGUCGACCAACGGAAAAACGGUUAGAUUUGUCUGCGAUGCGGCGCUAGCAUUAGGCUAUAUAUUGGCCUAAUUAUUGAUCAGCCUUUUCCAGCUAAUUUUGAGGGAGUGGGGUGAUCGCUAUUUCAACCUACACAGUUUUGCCGAACUUAAUCGGUCCUUCUCAGAAAUAGACUGAGUGAGCGGGGUUACCGGUAUAGCCGUAUUUCUCGCCUUACUGAAAAUCGGCGACAUGUGUUUACAUUGAUCACCUUGUGCUAGUUUUAAGGGCGGGCGGGUGGAAGUUUCGUAAUCCCGUGGCAGUAAUAGCUAGCAGUCCCACUACGGGACAGCCUCCCGUAUCGGUCGUCCAAUGGAUCAUUCCGGGGUAAUGCAGACGUCACGUCACAAGGGCCGGUCUGCCUAUCGUAGGAUGUGCCUUAGGAGGUUCAUCUACAUCCUAUAAGGGGACCACCGAGAGAGCUGCAAGAUGGCGAGUACAGUGGUUGUGACUCCAGACUCCUCCCUUGAUAAGUCCAGCCGCUUUUAUUUGGUGACCUGGGUCAACAACUUACUGAAGACCAACUUCAAAGAUGUGCGGCAGAUGGGUUCAGGUGCAUGUCACUGUCAGAUCAUGGACUGGGUUAUUCCUGGCUCUGUUGACAUGACCAAGGUAAAGUUUGAUGCACAAGGUGAAGAUGACUGUAAGCACAACUUCAGACUCCUCCACGAGGCCUUCAGCAAGAGUGGUGUCACAAGGACCAUCUCCGUUGAGGAGCUCAUAAAAGGGGAUUUUAAAAGCAACUUUGAGCUUCUGAAGUGGUUCAAAGUUUUCUACAAUGCAAAUGUGAAAAGUGAAGACUAUGACCCUGUGAAAGCUCGGGACAGCCAUGAUAUUAGCCCUCUUGUGACAUCUCUUCUAUCGCAAAAAGAAGAGAACAGCACUGUGAAUAAAAUGUUCCCCUACACUGAAAAGUGGAAGGAUAUUUUUGAUUGGGCUGACCAUAGUGCUCUAGGAGAGCACUAUACAUACUGCCGCUCUUGUGACAGGAACCUGAACACAUUUAAUAGAGGCCUUAUUGACCUUAGGCGACAUGCAGAAACAAACAAACACAAGAAAAGCCAACGCCCUGAUCCGCUACCCUGUAGCGACGCAGCUAUUCGGUUUAUUCACAAACAAUGUUACACUGUAUCUGCUAAAGGUCGACUGGCAUCUAGACAUUUUGCACACUGUAAGCAGAGGCUGCAGUACCCCAAACAAAUCACAUCUGUUUGCCAACACACUCCGUACUGUGUUUACAUUUAUGGAGGGGUAACGCUGGGAAAGGAUGACACCGUCUCUGUGGUCCUUGUUGGGUUUUUUGAUGUCGAUGCCUCCAGGCACUGCAUCCGAUUUCUGGAUGCUCUUCAGUCAGGGGGCGGUGCAAGAGAUCAAACGGCGGCAGCAGUGGUGAAGACCUUGAAGAAAUUCGGGUUGCCCCCAGAUAAUCUUGUCGCUGUUUAUUCUGAUGGGAAUGGUGCGGCCUCAGAGCACAUCUGCUCGCAACUCAGGGAACUCAAUCCGAACAUCAUAGCCUUAGGAGGGCUGUACACCAUCGCUGAUGCUGCUUGCCAUGCUGGGGUUAAAGAGCUCUCCAAUCAGGCUCAAGAGUUGAUGGCAGAUAUCCAUGAUCACUACUCCUCCUGCUCUACCAAGAAUGACAACCUCAUGGCUCUUUUUGGCUCAGAUAUUAGUGCGGACAGUCCAUCGUUUCAUCUCAACACCAGCUGCCUUAAGUUUUACCUGUUGGUCACAAAAAUUUUGGAAGUAUGGACAGAUCUGAUAUUGUACUUUAAGUCUAGCAACGAUGAUGACAAAGCCAAGAUGAUCUGCUCCCAGCUGCAAGAUCCAAAAGUCAGGGCAACAUUUAUGUUCCUGGAGCAAGCCCUGAAGCCUCUGCACAGUUUCCAAAGACGUCUGCAGACACACAAUGGGGCUGCCCGAGCUGACAUGCUGCUCAUCCUAGAGGAAGCUAGUAGCCUGCUGUCAACCUACACCUCCUACUUCCUUAAUCCUCAAGCUGCUGCCCGCUUCCUCAAAGAACACAAUGCCCAAAUCCUUAAGAACAAGAAAUUCCACCUGUCGAGCCCUGAGUUCAAUCUGGGUGGGAAAGCUGUGGAAGACUUCCUGAAUGAGUCAGAGGCUACAGAGGCUCUGCCACUGUUAAAAGAGGGGGCAUUGUCUUUCUACAUCGCACUCACAGGUAUCAUUGUAGAGGAGCUGCCUCUAAGCGAGGAGGUACUCAGGAGCAUAGCUCAGCUGCUGAACCCCCAGAGCAGACUGAUAGUAACAGGGAAAGCAGUUGGGGAGCUUGGGACUAAUCUGGGAAUCUGCAGCACCCCCGACGAGGUCAACCAGCUCACGAGUGAAUUCCUUGAGUAUCAGCAAGCUGAGGAGGAAGUGAAGGACAACUCAGCAGUAGUUUCACUAGAGAAACACUGGGCAAGCGUACUGAAGGACACCAAGCCAACCUCAGUCUUCAGGAAACUUCUUUUGACCCUGUUGUCUCUCCCCUGUCCUCCACUUGUGGCUCAGCAGGUUUUUACUCAGGCCCUGGAGAAUGAAGAUGCUGCACUGUCCUCUGAGAGUGAAGCCUUAACAGAAAGUGAGUGUGAUGUCUCUGACAGCACCAGCAGCAAGGACUCCUCAGUUCACCCUGAAGAACUGAAUGGCCCUAAAGUGACAGUGAAGCCGUGUCAAGUUCUCCUUACAAAGAUAAAUCAGCCAAAGAAUGAACAUGGAGGUAAACCUGAAGAGAAUGGCACCUCGUGGAAAGAGGGGACCAGUAGGGGAAGUUUUGGCUGGGAGAGCAGCUUACGCCAGAAGCCACAGGCCCGUAUGGUGUUUCAGGCUGGUGCUAGCUCCUGGUCAAAACCCUUAGAUGUUGAUAAGGACAGAACAAAGGGCCGGGCGUCCCAAGAUGAAGUGGCAGAUGAGGCAUCACCCAGUAAACCAACACCAAGAGGACGACGGAAACAAGCCUACCAGGAUGGGAAAGGGUUUCUGACAGGAGAGCUGGUGUGGGGGAAAGUGAAGGGAUUUUCCUGGUGGCCUGGGAUGGUGAUGGCUUGGAAAACAAAGACCGCUCCCCCGGGUAUGCGCAGGGUGGAGUGGUUCGGAGACGGCAUGUUCUCAGAGAUCUAUACGGACGUUCUGCUGACAUUCAGUGCCUUCACUAAGUGCUUCUGCAAAAAUUCCUUUGCCAGUUUGCCCAUCUACAAGGAAGCCAUCUAUCAGAUCAUCGAGUUAGCAAGUGAGCGAUGUGGGAAGUCUUUUGCUGAGGCAGCAGGAAAUAAAGAAAAAGAGCUGAAGCUGAUGCUGGACUGGGCUUUUGAAGGAUUUCUGCCUACAGGACCAGAGGGAUUCUUACCUCCCGAUUCUCCUGCACAUCAGGAUUCUUGUGAUUCUGCCCUGUCGGACUGCCAGCCUCCAGCAAAAAGGAAAUAUGUUUUAAAAAGCAAGGCAAAUGCACCUGCCAUCAUCUAUAAAAGAGAAUCAAUUACAGAAAGGGUCAAAGAGAAAGGCAAAACAAUUGAAGAUUUUUGUUUGUCUUGUGGAUCAUCUGAGAUUGAAGUGCAGCACCCGUUGUUUGAAGGUGGCCUUUGUCUAAGAUGCAAGGAGAACUUCACAGAGACACUGUAUCGCUACGAUGAAGAUGGUUACCAGUCGUAUUGCACCGUGUGCUGUGCCGGCUUGGAGGUCAUUCUGUGUGGCAAUGCCAGCUGCUGCAGAUGUUUCUGCAAAGACUGCCUGGACAUCCUGGUGGGCCCGGGAACCUUUGACAAGCUGAAAGACGUCGAUCCGUGGAGCUGCUACAUGUGCAAUCCGUCACAGUGUGACGGAAACCUCAAACUCAGGCCAGACUGGAGCGUUAAGGUUCAAGACUUCUUUGUCAACAACAGCGCCAUGGAGUUUGAGCCUCACAGAGUGUACCCCUCCAUCCCUGCCGAUCAGCGCAGACCAAUAAAGGUGCUCUCGCUUUUUGACGGCAUUGCAACAGGAUACCUGGUGCUCAAUGACCUGGGUUUAAAGAUUGAGCGCUACCUUGCUUCAGAGAUUUGUGAGGAUUCGAUCGCUGUGGGUAUGAUCAAGCACGAGGGAAAGAUCGAAUAUGUCAAUGAUGUUCGAACCAUCACCAGGAAACAUCUGGCUGAAUGGGGUCCAUUUGAUCUUCUGAUUGGAGGCAGCCCAUGUAACGACCUGUCUAUGGUCAACCCUCUUCGAAAAGGUUUAUUUGAGGGCACUGGAAGGCUCUUUUUUGAGUUUUACCGCAUUCUGACCCUGUUGAAGCCGAAGGAGGGCGACGACCGUCCUUUCUUCUGGUUGUUUGAGAAUGUGGUUUUCAUGAGUGCCAAUGACAAGUCAGACAUCUGCAGAUUCCUUGAGUGUAAUCCAAUCCUUAUCGAUGCAGUGAAAGUCAGUCCUGCUCACAGAGCGCGCUACUUUUGGGGAAACCUCCCUGGCAUGAACAGACCUCUCGCUACAGCUCUGGAUGACAAAGUGGCCCUCCAGGAUUGUUUGGAAGUUGGACGCAUGGCAAAGUUUGACAAAGUCCGCACCAUCACAACAAAGUCUAACUCUAUAAGGCAGGGGAAGAUGGGGCCACUGCCUGUCACCAUGAAUGGAAAGGAGGACUACCUGUGGUGCACCGAAAUGGAACAGAUCUUUGGCUUCCCCAAACACUACACGGACGUGAACAACAUGGGCCGGAUGCAGAGGCAGAAAGUCCUGGGUCGCUCCUGGAGUGUCCCUGUUAUCCGUCACCUCUUCGCUCCACUGAAGGAUUAUUACGAAUGUGAAUAACGACUGUGAACCCAAUCUCUCUUGUCAGAGCAGCAGCGGUAAACCUACUGCUUUAUCCUGCCCUGCACUACUAGGUAGUUCAAACUCCUUUUUCUCUGAAAGACUUUUUAAAGUUUUUACUAUUUUGACUUUUAGAAGUGUUUGUGAGUUGUCAGUCAUCCAUCAUCCACUAUCAUCAGCAGGCACCGACACUUUUCAGUUUUACUUUUUUUUUCCAGGUUUCUUUUCAUAAAUGAUGGUGCUGUGAUCAAACAAUAAUGUUGUGAACAUGGGCCUGAAUCACAAAGCAAGAUUAGACGGUUAGCCAGCUAUCUUUGGGCUUCACUCAGGUUUUCUCAGUAUGAAGUUGGUUCACUCCAGUGCAGGUUAACGUUAGAGAUCAAAACCUGCCAACAGCUCCAUUUCACACACAAUCAGCUUAGUGGAAACAUGGAGUCAUCAUUCCUACAGGUUCCUGAAGUAACGGCGUUAACAAUAAAGUGAUAGUCAGUAGAAGUGCUUGGCUACCAUGAUAAUUAUGUUAGAGAGCAAUUAAAUAUAUUUGAAAAUUAAAAACAGGACUUUUAAUAAACAUAGGGAUAGUAAAUAACUGCUGAUUGUAGUUACAUUUUAAUUGCGCACUCUUGUUAAUUAGCUCAGUCAAUCAAUAUUUUUAAAUUUUUAACAAUAGAUCAAAUUUCUGUGUAAUGUGAAGGAAGUCAAUCUUAGUGAUGAGCCCACAGAGGUUUAUCACCUGACUCUGCAAGUUCUCCCAGCUCUACAGGGAUUUUUAGCAUCUUUCAGCUCACUGUUUUGAUUUCCUGGGCGACAACUUUACUGUUUUUGGUUCACUCUCAUAGCAUCAUUUUCGGAAACGGCAGGCCGCUGUUUUUAGCAAAAAAACCCCACCGUACACCACCUUCUCAGGACCAAACAACAGGCAGACACAGUUAGCAAUCAUCACUAUUCUAGACUACUGCACAUGUUGAAAUGCCUUUAUAGUAAUACCUUCACUUAUUAGUAGCCUUGCUUUUCAUAAUUUUGAAUGAUAUUCCUGCUAUUUCUACAUCUUCUUAUUCUUAUCUCAUUGUUUGAUCAUAUUAUAUUAAUAUUUUUGUAUAUUGACAACCAGCCUUAUGAUACCGGUUAUUCAGGAUCAAUAUUGUUAGAAGCCAGGUAACCCAAAGAGAGCCGUCAAGCUUGCUUUGCAGUACAGGCCCCAGGUCUCUACCUCAAAAUCUGCAGUUACACUUUUUCAUUCUGUAUUUAAUUUAUGAAUCUGAAAAAAACAUUUUUGAUUGUGUUUUCUUUCUACAUGACCUGCAUUUUAUGGGUUUUUUUAUUGCAUAAUCUUACCAGGGAUUUUAAGUCUGCUCUAAUCAUGUCCAUCAUAAGCUGUGGGUAAUUGUAUUGUUUUCAUUUUAUUAAAUUAAUCAAACUAUCCAAUUUUUUAAUUUGAAUUAUACAUUUAUUAUCCAAUUUACAUUAAUCUCACUGUGGUGCACCAGGGAUUUUUUCCAAACUUGCCUCACUGGUUUUGCACAUUUAUUUUUAUUUUUUUUAAGGAAAGCUAUUUAUACAAGACCAAAACUAUUUUGUGUCGACUCAUUGAGAACAAACUGUUGUGAAUCUUAUUAAUAUUUCAACUGGAGUGUCUUUAACAUUACUGUAGUGAGAUCAAUAUGGCAGAGGUCUUCUAACGUAGGAGACGUGUACCUUAAAGGAUCAUAACAGUGGUUUUGCAUAUUUCCUCCCCUUAAUAACAAAGUAUUUACACUAUAAAACAAAAAAGCCAACCAUAUUUCACAGAAAUGUAAUUCUAGCUUGAAUAAGAUGAGGCACACUGCUUUGCUCAAGUCUCGUCCUCUUCCUCCAGGUCAAACAAUAAAUACCAUUACAACAAUGUACUAAUUAAAACAUACAUGUGCUGUACACACAGCAUGGAGUUUAUUUGGUUUUGUUUUAUUUGUUUUUAAGCAAUGUAUGACAAAUAAAAAAGCACAAAUACAAAAAUAUGAUAAAUAAAUUAAGAAAACUAAAAUUAAACACAUUCAUGAAAAAAAAGAAUAUAAAGAUGAUAAAAUAGUACAAUUACAAAGAAUUUGAGAAAAAAUAAAGAAUAAGUUAUGGGGGGGAAACAAACACAUGGUGAAUAAUCAAUACAAUCAUUCAUGCCGGGAUAUAUUGAUGGAUUCAGCUUAAACAAAAUCCCCAAAUCUGUCUAAUAGACUAAUUACCAUAUAUAAUUACCAGACUCUCUACCAUCCCCAACACAAGGGCGUUAAAAACCUUAAUGACUACUAAAUGCAGAUCACCGUAUUUUAAUAAUAUUGACACAGCAAUAGUGGAUUUUAAACUUUUGUUAAGCAGUGUGCUUUGAACUCUCUGUUGUGAAUAGGGAAUGCAUCACGACCACCUGAUUUUAGUUUCUCUUUUUUAUGUUUGGAGAGUUCAUCUGGAAAGUUGUGAUGACCAUUUUUACAGUACUUUUUGACAUUUCAUAAACCAAUUACUCGUCUGUGUCAUCCCAAGACAUUUGAUGGCAUUUUUCACUGUGUACUGUGUAGUGUACCUGCUAAACCACUGGUACGGUCCUUUACAUGUCAGUGACACACAACCUUUUAGUUUGAAUAUAAUAUCUGUGCUUCUUCUUAUGUUUGGUUUGAUCUUCUUUUUUUUUUAACAUGAAAGCUUUUCUAAUUCUCUUAAAACAUCGACAGUACUGUUCAGGUGUCCCUAAACGACGAUUUUAUGCACACUAGUGUUUUUUUUAUUCAAAUGGAUAAUGUUACCUUCACUGAAUGUGGAGAUGUUUUCCAGUGUUCAAUCGCUGUACUGUAUCUGUUCACGCCAAGUUGUGCAGUUAUACACAGACAGGCCUACAUUACGAUCAGGCUGUUCUGAUGUGGUCGACACCUUUACCUCAUUGAUUGUUUGUUUGGGACUUUUGAUUCCCGAUGGUGCUACGCUAACGGUGCUAACUUUUCAAAUACAUUGUUUGUUUUUUUACUUCUGCUCUUAAAAUCGGCCCCAGCUCUUCUUAUCAGUUGUUGUUUUGGUGUGUGUUGAUUGUUUAAUUGUGGAUUUGUUUUUAUGAAAUGACAGUAGGAAUGAUGUAGGGAGAUAGUAGUGCGAUGUAUAGCUUAUUUCCAGCCAAUAAAUGGCAUACCAGGACACAAUUAAUAAAAGUGUAUGUGUGUACUGUGCCUGUUUAUGUAAUUGUAAUAAUAUUUUUUCCUUUAAGGUCCAGACUCAUUUAGCCAAACAAAAUGCAAUGUCCUGAGCCAAAACAUCUAGUUUUUAAUGUUUUAUUGCUUUGCCAUGAGUAAUUAAACACUCAAAAAUUCA
Messenger RNA from Micropterus dolomieu (smallmouth bass), 8320 nucleotides. RefSeq names its product DNA (cytosine-5-)-methyltransferase 3 beta, duplicate a (gene dnmt3ba). The record is from RefSeq and is a predicted model, not a curated record. The transcript has 26 exons. Gene Ontology annotation, molecular function: DNA (cytosine-5-)-methyltransferase activity, acting on CpG substrates; DNA binding; protein binding. Lineage: Eukaryota; Metazoa; Chordata; Actinopteri; Centrarchiformes; Centrarchidae. Gene Ontology annotation, biological process: negative regulation of transcription by RNA polymerase II. The coding region runs from base 641 to 4993 and encodes 1450 amino acids. Gene Ontology annotation, cellular component: nucleus.